AUGCUGACAUUGCAGCUGCCUCCCCGUGACAGCAGCGUCGAUUUCACGCCACACGGAUACGAAAUUAUAUCCUUUGUUGGUCGUGGUCAGUUUGGAGUGGCCUACAAGGUUCGCCGACUCUCCGAUUCCAGCGAGUGGCUAGCAAAACAAAUCGACUUGAGCUGCCUCGAUGAACGAGACAGAAAACUCAGUCUGCAAGAGGCAGAGCUGAUGAAGCGUCUCCAGCAUCCGUCAGUAGUGCGAUGCGUGGAGUCCUUUGUGAUUUUGAAUACGUUCUUGGUUAUCGUCAUGGAGUACUGCUCGGGAGGAGAUUUGACCACCUUUCUGGAAGAGCGGCGAGGAGGAGGGGUGUCGACUCCGCGGAAGGCGCAGUCGAGAGACGCAUGCCGUGGAGUUUCUGCGUCUUCUCGGCUGCUUGGAGAGCAGCAGAUUCUCGAGUGGCUUGUGCAGCUGCUGCGAGGUCUUCGCUACGUUCACUCGCAGCGUGUCUUGCAUAGAGAUCUCAAGCCCAGCAACAUCCUGCUCUCGACGUGGGGGAUAGAAAAGAAAAGAACUGCUGCCUCCCCCCCAUUACCCCAGGCAGGAAGCGAGGAGGGGGAGGACGAAGAGGAGCACGAUGAAACAAGACACUACGGGGAGGAAAAAUGCGAGAACGGCGGCGUUUUUCUCAAGAUAGGAGACUUCGGAAUCAGCAAGGUUAUGACAGCAACGCUUGGAGUCGCGAAAACUGCUGUCGGAACGCCACAGUACAUGUCUCCCGAGAUGCUCGAAGCUCGCCCUUACACCAUCAAGAGCGAUGUCUGGGCUUUAGGCUGUGUGCUGUACGAACUCUGCACGCUGCGCAAUGCCUUCGCAGCAGACUCCUUCAUUUCUCUCGUCUGGACCAUCGCGUUUGCGCCGAUAGAGCCGAUCAGCAGCAUUUACUCCCCCCAUCUCUCGCGUCUCGUCUUUGCCAUGCUGGAAAAAGAUCCCACAAGACGUCCCUCCCCUUCACACCUCCUUAAGGAUCCUUUUCUGGAGGCAUUUGCAUGCAGACAGCAUCCGAGGCUGCCUCGCCGGCAGCAGCACACGCGACAGAGGGAAAAGUCUCCCCCCACACGGAGAGAGACACGCGCUCCCUCCUUCGCUGUCUUCACCGAUGAAUAUCUUCAAAUCAUUCUUGGGAGGAUCACUCAAAGGAUGGCAGACGAGGAGUCUGCGUUGCUGCUGCUGCAUCGAGCGUGGCAGAAGACGGCUCAAGAGCUUCCCGCGUCUCCUCAGGAUGCUAAGAAUGAGACUAAUCUUCCUCCUGCUGAUGCUACUAGGGCGUUCUCUGUCAGCUGGCUUGAGGCCUUUGUUGAUUUAGCCGACGUUUACGUUUCCCAAGUAGAAGUUGGCAUUGUGCUUCAUCAGCUGCAGAGCCAGUGCCUCUCUCCGGUGUUGACUGCUGGAUUCUUCUUCGCGCGGCUAAUGCACGAGAAACAUGAGGCCUAUGAGGAGUCUCUUCUUUGGACUGCUCAUAUCGUUAGCGCUGCAACAUCUCCAGGGGACCACUCUACAGGAGCGCCAGUGCAGCAGCAGCAGGGAGUCGAAGCAGACGCUUUAGGCACAGUGCAUAGCGUAGUUGUAGGAAAGGAAGCCCUUGCGGCAGCUUUCUCUUUAUUCGAUACAAACAAAUCUCAGCUGAUCACUCGGCAGCAUUUCCGCACAGUGUUGCAUGUAUGCCUCCCUUCUUUGUCAUCCCUGCUGCUGGAUAAAGCCUACCAGGUUACACCGAAAGACAAGGCGGGGAAUGUAAAGUUCACUUUGUGGCUGCAGCAGCUCACCGUCCUCACAACGACAGCCACCCUAACGGCAGCAGACGGAGAAGAAGAGACGGCUUUGCAAGGCACUUCCACUCCUCUGCCACGUACAGCAGAGGCUGCUGCAGCUGGCGAUGCUCCUUCUGCAACUGUCUGCGAGGGUUUUGCGGGGGAGUCUGUUGCAUGUGGCACAGAUCAAGCGGCACACGUUGACGUCGCGUUUGCUGCAGCGAAUGCCUGCGCUGCAGAGUCGCAGACACCCUUUUUGCCCGCGAAUGGUAGCAGUAUACCUGCGGAAAGGGACGCUCAAGCAGCAGCAGCAGCGGCUGUCGCAGUUCGCCACUCACAAAGCUCAUCAGACGCUGCUGCCGUUCCUCAAGAGGCGAGGCUUUCGCAAGCGGCAGCAGCCUCCCCAGCUGCGUCUGAAGCAUGCAGUCCAUGCUGCACACCAGGGACAGACUCUGAGAGAAGGGAGGAGGAAAAGCUGACACCCGCAUCAUCAGCAGCAGUAGCAGUCGUGCAUCUGUCCUCCUCAACUCCCGCGACAGAUGCUGGACGCUGCGGAGAAUGGAAGCCUCAACACACGGUUCUCGGAACGACAGCUACCUGCUGCCCCUCCCCCUCUUCGCCCUCCGCAGCGAACUCCCCAGACUUCGCCACUCCUAGCAACUGUCUCUCCCCACGUUUCUUGCCUUCGCCCUUUCAACACCAGCAGCAAGAGCAGGAGCAGCCGCCAGGAGAGCAGAGGGAGCAGCAACAGCAAGAGCAGAGGGAGCAGCAAGAGCAAGAGCAGAAGCAACAGCAAGAGCAGAAGCAACAGCAAGAGCAGAAGCAAGAGCAAGAGCAGAAGCAAGAGCAAGAGCAGAAGCGAGAGCAAGAGCAGAAGCAACGCACUCCUUGUGAGGAAGCCUUCGUCUUUGAAGGCGCAUUGUCACCUCCCGCCGCUUCUGCUUCAGUCCCUGCUGCUAGCACUGUGCAUGCACUCGACAAUCAGACGUUGCUGAUAAGGCCUGAGGCAACCACGACACGUGGCUGCCGUUGCAUGCCUGCUCCACCUCUGGCUUUCUCUGUUGAUGCCUUCGGAGCUCGCCUCAACAGCCUCCCAGCAAGCGCUGAUGAAGCUUUCGAAAAGCAGCAGACGCUGACAUACGGCUACCAGGAACCCCUUCGCCUAGCAGGCUGUGCGACCUCUGGCAUUUGCCGCUCUACCCCCGAAGGCUUACCCGCAGCGAGUGCACAACAGCAAGAGCAACAACAACAGCAAGAACAACAACAACAGCAACAGCAAGAGCAAGAACAAGAGCAACAACGACAGCAACAGCAAGAGCAACAACGACAGCAACAACACGAACACCAACAACAGCAGAAACAACAACACGAACACCAACAACAGCAGAAACAACAGCAAGAGCAGCACCAACACGCUGCAGCCGCCCCAGCCUUUGCUGCAGCAGCGGCAGAUGUCGCAGCACACCACACUCCAGGAAAAACUGCAUCUGCCUUCAGAGGGAGCCCAGCAAAUUCACACGCCUCCCAUGUCUCCCCCCCCGUACAAUUUCCUGCAGCAGCAAAGGCUGGGGGUGCAGCUGCAGCACAGCGACAAGCAGCUCGACUCGAGAAAAAGGCAACAUACAUGUCGCCUCCACCCCAAGGAGACCUCCUUGCUGCUCCCUCCAUGUGCGUGGAAAAUCGUUCAAACGCUGUAGCAGCGGCGGAAGCCAUAGUCUCGGAGCUGCCCUUAGUGCGAAGUCUGCUGCAGCUGCUGAAUGCAGAGCGCAUGGCAUGCAGCAGCGCAGCUCUCAACCCCAGCGAGGACCUCCUGCUGUGGUGCAUAGACACCCAAGCGGCGACACGUGCUGCACUUGCCGCCUUUUCGACAGCAGCAGUGCAAGGCGACGGAGGUUCUAGGGAGCAGCACCAGCAGAGACACGCACUGGCAUGCGAGUGGCAUGCAAAGCUCUCGCCGUACCAGGGUAUUACUUCUACCACUAUCACUAGCGCUGGCGUUGAAGCAGGAUCAGCAAUAGCCUCAGGCUUCGCCAUCGCGAUAACUCUAGAGCAACAGUAUGCAAGCCUUGCUCGCUCCAUUCAGUCUCGCAGCAUUGCUGCAGCAAGAGCUCUAGAAGAACUCUGCUCAGAUGCUGAGGUGUUCGUACACCUGACCAUCUUGCGAGAGCAGCUUAUUCAAGAGUUUGUCGUCGGUCUAAGAGUGGCAACAACAGCAACAACAGCAGCAACAGCAGCAACAACAACAACAGCAGCAACAGCAGCAACAACAACAGCAGCAGCAACAACAGCAACAGCACCGCCUCUCUAUGCAGAUGACAUGAAGCAUUUUGUGCAUCUGGUGGCAGAGAAGAGGCGACUGCUGCUGCAAGCUUUAGGCUUUUCAAGACAGCAUGUGCAAGACCAGCUGCAGCAGCAGAUUCCAGUGUUGCAGCGUCUUGCCGCGAUGGAGGAUGCACUGUGUAGAGGCUGCAGCAUUAGCAAGGCGAGCUGGUUGCAUACCGCAGCCGCUGCAGGCGCUGCAGUGGACUAUGUCAUUGCCGAUAUCCUCCAUGAUAUGACAGCCUCGAUUCGACUCGCGCGCAAACAGUGUGACACACUGCUGCUGCAAACGCAGAAAACGUCAGCGUCAGGUGCUAGUGCAUGCUCAGCAUCUGAAACACCUCACGUGCCAACAGCCGACUUCGCCUCCCCUCACCACACACCUGCAGCAGCAACUCGAACGCCAGCAUCAGCAGACUGCACAACAGAUGUCACUGCGCGCUGGGGAGCAGCGAGAGCACAGACAGCAGCCGCUGCCGCUGCUGCCCGAACAACACGCCAUGCGAAUGGGAGCUUUCCCUGA
Cyclospora cayetanensis is the source of this 4632-nucleotide messenger RNA. RefSeq lists its product as uncharacterized. Gene Ontology annotation, biological process: protein phosphorylation. Lineage: Eukaryota; Apicomplexa; Conoidasida; Eucoccidiorida; Eimeriidae. The transcript has 20 exons. Gene Ontology annotation, molecular function: calcium ion binding; protein kinase activity; ATP binding. The record is from RefSeq and is a predicted model, not a curated record. The coding region runs from base 1 to 4632 and encodes 1543 amino acids.